AAAUCCAAGCGGUAGUCAACACACGGGUUCCAUCUUUGCUUUUUUAACAAACGACGUCUGCAACAACGGUGAUUCACUAUAAACAUAGAGAACGAAAAUGGAGCUUAAACCUGGCUUAUCUGCUUUGAUCACUGGUGGAGCUACUGGGAUCGGUAAAGCUUUGAGCUUAGCUUUGGCGGGGAAAGGGAUAUUUGUGACAGUUGUGGAUUUCUCUGAAGAAAAAGGGAAGGAAGUUGCAUCUUUAGUUGAGAAAGAGAAUUCCAGAUUCCAUGAAAACUUGCAGUUUCCUUCUUCAAUUUUUGUCAAAUGCGACGUUACUAAUCCAGGAGAAAUAACUUCAGCAUUUGAGAAGCAUGUGGCGACAUAUGGAGGAUUGGAUAUUUGUAUCAACAACGCCGGCGUCGGUAGCCCAGUACUAUUUACGGAGGAUCAAACUGAUGGGACUAAGACGUGGAGGCGCACCAUUAAUGUCAACCUCGUUGCAGUUAUUGAUUGUACUCGCCUUGCAAUUAAAACGAUGCAAGCUCUGCAAAAGCCAGGGGUGAUAAUUAAUAUGGGAUCCUCUUCUGGUCUUUACCCAAUGUAUAUGGACCCCAUUUACUCCGGCUCAAAAGGAGGUGCUGUCCUGUUUACUAGAUCACUAACUCCUUACAAACGUCAAGGGAUACGUGUCAAUGUUCUUUGCCCUGAGUUUGUUCGAACAGAGAUGGGAGAAAAGGUGGAUUCCAAACUUAUUUCUCUAAUGGGAGGCUAUGCUCCAAUGGAAAUGGUGGUGAAAGGUGCUUUCGAGCUGAUCGCGGAUGAAAGCAGAGCUGGUUCUUGCCUAUGGAUUACAAACCGCAGAGGAUUGCAGUAUUGGCCCUCUCUUACUGAAGAAGCAAAAUACUCUGUUCGUUACUCCUCAAGUUCCCGGAACAACAAAAUCUCGUUCCAAGCUCCUUUAACUUCCCAACUUCCUCAGAAUUUUAAGAAACUUGUUGUGCAUACCUUGAGUCACCAUUUUCGUGAUGCAACCUAUGUAAUACGUGCGCCAUUGAAACUCCUUCUUGAAUCAGACCAAGUUCUUCUGAAAGUCAUUUAUGCCGGUGUAAACGCUGGUGAUGUGAACUAUAGCGCAGGUCGGUAUUUUAAAGGAAACAAGAAAGACCUCGGCUCCCUUCUUCCAUUUGAUGCUGGAUUUGAGGCAGUGGGAAUAAUUGCCGCUAUCGGAGAUUCUGUAAGAAAUCUGAAAGUUGGAACUCCUGCUGCAAUCAUGGGUUUUGGAUGUUAUGCUGAAUUCAUGAAGGUUCCUUCAAACCACAUACUUCCCAUUCCAAGACCUGUUCCAGAAGUUGUUACUUUGCUUACUUCAGGAUUAACAGCAUCAAUUGCUUUGGAAGAGGUUGGUCAGAUGAAAUCCGGAAAGGUUGUCCUUGUAACUGCUGCUGCUGGAGGGACUGGGCAAUUUGCAGUCCAGCUUGCAAAACUGGCGGGAAAUCAAGUUGUUGCGACUUGUGGAGGAAAUGAAAAGGCAAUGCUUUUGAAAGAAUUGGGGGUCGAUCGAGUCAUAGACUAUAAAACUGAAGAUGUCAAAACUGCUCUCAAGGAGUUUCCAAAAGGAGUCGACAUUGUGUACGAAUGUGUUGGUGGGAACAUGUUUGACUUGUGCCUUAAUGCUUUGGCUAUCCGUGGACGACUCAUUGCGAUAGGAAUGAUCUCUCAGUAUCAAGGGAAGCAAGGAUGGAUUCCAUUAAAUUACCCUGGACUAGUUGAGAAGCUUUUGGCCAAAAGUCAAGCUGUGGCUGGCUUUGUCCUGGUACAGUAUAGCCAUUUCUGGAAAGAACACCUUAUUAGGCUCUUUCAUCUUUACUCUUCAGGAAAGCUUAAGGUUGUAAUAGACCCAAAAAGAUUUUCGGGUUUGGAUUCGGUUGCAGAUGCUGUUGAGCAUUUGCAUUCGGGUAAAAGUACCGGCAAGGUUGUCAUUUGCAUUGAUCCAAGCUUUGAACAUCAAAUGGCUAAGUUAUGAAUCGAAGCUGACGAGAUCAUCGUUCAUCCCUUCCUGGUAAAGUGUUAAACUAUUUUCGACUCGUAUAGGAAAUAUACUCGUACAAGGAUGGGAGAAUUAAGCUCACAGAGAAUGGUUACUUGGUUUGAAUAAAGAACCACAAGAUGGCAUCUUGUGUUGUUGGGUUUUUUUUUUUUUGGUAUUGUAUCUGUA
Messenger RNA from Hibiscus syriacus, 2197 nucleotides. Its product is annotated as probable quinone oxidoreductase. Gene Ontology annotation, molecular function: oxidoreductase activity; zinc ion binding. The record is from RefSeq and is a predicted model, not a curated record. The transcript has 18 exons. Bases 98 to 2005 code for a protein of 635 amino acids. NCBI's taxonomy places the organism in Eukaryota, Viridiplantae, Streptophyta, Magnoliopsida, Malvales, Malvaceae. Gene Ontology annotation, cellular component: mitochondrion.